CGCUCCUUUGCGUCUCUCUCGUCUCAUCGGUUGCUUUGGUGUCCGCGGCUGGUCCUUGCGCUUUCUGCUUUCUUUUCUUUUCCUCCAUCCCCCUCGAUGGCUUCCGUCCGUCAUGCUCCGGCUGUUUCUUCUUUCUAAUUCGUCCCGGUCCAUGACCAUGUUCCCUGGCGUCCUUCUCACCCGCCGUCCUGAUUGUUGCCGCCGUGGGUGAUGCCGUCCGAUUUGGCCCGCCAUCACCGCCAUCCGUCCCCGGGGCUCGCCCCUCAAGCAUGUCCGGACAUCCGUUGAAGAAGCUGCGCGAGCUCUGGCGGCCAGUCAUCGAACGUCUCCCGUCGAACCGAUCCGAUGCUUCCUAUCCGCCGCAAAAUGGGCCGGUCAAGGAAGGAUGGCGCCCGUUCGCCUUGCGUCCCCUGUACCUCACUCUGAUUGCCGCCGCAAUGCUCCUCAUGUUCGUCACCAUCGAGACCCUCCGUCGAUAUACCGACCAAUACGGAGGCCUCGUCUUGAUGCAAGCCACCGACGAGGUCUCCAGCGUCCAGUCCUUCGCCUAUAACUACGUUCCCAUCAUAGUGGCUCUGAUCUUGGUGAUCCUAUGGUCCUUCAUCGACUUCGACGUCCUCCGUCUCGAGCCGUACUUCCAACUCUCCCGACCGGAAGGCGCCCCCGCCUCCGUGCUGUUCAUCAACUAUAAUUUUGGACAGACCGUCAUCACGCCCCUUACCUCGGCCAAGCGCGGCCAUUGGAUCGUCCUGCUCGUCUCCUUCCUGAGCUUGUUCAUCCGCAUGAUCCUGCCUGCCCUGCAGAGUACCCUGCUCGAAUUGCGCGAGGUGACCGUCAUCACCGACCAGGAAAUGAAAACGUGGCCGACGCUCGUGGACCUGGACACCCAGGGCCGCUGGAUCUCAAGUCAGGAAGACACUGGGUUUGACACCGAAUCCGACUUUGGCUCGGAUGAUAGCAGCACCGUGCGGCGGGGUCGAUCGUCCCAUUACGCCGUCGCGCCCGUGGAGAUCCCCCGCGAAGAUCGCCGCGAGACCACCGUCUGGACGGUCAACCAGACCGUGUACUGGGUGCAGUCCGCCUGCCACGACGUCUUCACCAACGACAGCCUGACGGUCGCCAUCAACAAAACAGAUCCGGAACUCCCGCGCCUCGAGUGGAGCGUGACCGGCGUUCAGCUCGAACACCUCGAUGCCGCCCCGCGGGACUGCACGUUGGAUUUCAGCUACGACAGCAUCUUCUUUCCGGCCACCGAUUUUUUGCAGGUUCGCUACUGGGAACCCGUGCAGUCGAACCGCACCCUGAAGUCGGAGGAUGGGCGGAGAGCCUUCACGGCCCGCGGCUGCAAUCCGUUCGAUCUGUACGGCGUGCUGAUCUCCGUCAACGCUACCGAGGGCGAAGCCGAUGCCCUCACCCAGCUAGGUCCGCAGUAUACCUCCUCCGCCACCAUGUUUGCCUGCAACGUGGAUUACCGUCGAGCCGAGGCCGCCGUAUCCAUGCACGCCAAUAGCUCCAUCACCGGUAUCCAGCUCUACAACGAGACCAUCCGGUCGCUGAAUGACACCGAAUUCAACCUGGAGGAGUUCCGGGGUCUUCUGGCCCACCGUGCGCCCUAUACGAGCGACAUCGUCUUCAUGCAGUACAAUCGGACCAUGGGCGACCGAACGAUCACGGAGCUUCCCGUCGUCAGUCAGGACAUGGGGGAUAUCGACCCAGUGCUCGUGCUCGACACGUCCACCGUGAUGGGUCAAGAUGAGUUUCAAGACAAAGUAACGCGGGGGGCUCGACAGACGUUCAUCCUGACGAUGAGCCGUCUUUUCAACCCCGACGUGCCUCCCACGGUGAUGCCGGCCUUGCGACUGACGAAGCAGGUGGCCAUCGCUGUGGUCGACUUUGCCGCCAUGGGAUCCGAGGUCAUCCUGGCCCUGGGCGUGCUCAUGACGCUGACCAUGGUCUACUUCUACCGCACCCGCGACAACAUCAUGCAAGGCGAUCCGGGGUCCAUCGGUGCUAUGUGCAGCAUGGUCACCGACGUCCUCAGCCCGACCAACGUCCUCGCCGAUCCCGCAUCCGACUUUCACCAAUUCUCGACGCGACAGCUGCGCAUGCACCUGCGCAAUUAUCGACUCUACUGGCACGACGGGCCGACCGGACGACGGGUAGACCUUGUGACCACUGAUGGCUCCCCGGUCAGCUUUGGCGAUCAGAUCCGGACCCGCUUCGACCCUCGACCGCACUUCCUUGUCAUCCCCAUCUUUAUUGUCGAGUUUCUCCUCCUGGCCGCCAUCAUUGCCGUCAUGUCACUCAUCAUCGCGUCACUGGCCCACGAGGGCAGCUUCCAGCAUCUCACCCAGUCGGACUCCAGCUUCUUCCAGGUCGUACUGUCAUUCUUGCCGUCCGUGGUGGCGUCGGCGGUCGGGGCCCUCUGCAAUUCCAUCCACCGCAACAUCAGCAUCCUAGAGCCGUGGGUGCACCUGCAACGCGGCAAGGCCAAGGCGAACUCAUCCCUGUCGAUGAACUACGCGGCGCAGAACCCGUGGGCCGUGCUCGUCAAAACGGUGCGAGACCGCAACCUCCUGCUGGGUCUCGUUUCACUGGCCUGUGCUGCCAACACGAUUCUUACGGUAGUGGCCGGUGGGCUCUUUGAACAGCAAUUGACGACCUCCUACUUACCCACUAGUAACCUGCGCACCAACUACAGUCAAUCCGUCUUUCACCAAACCGAUUUCGCCGCCGACUUCACUGAAUACGAUCUGAUCCAGACCAGUAUCACCAGCGGCGUGCCGAUGCUGCCAUGGACGGUCGCCAACUACUCAUUUGUCCCCCUUAAGAUCAGCAACCCCGACUCCGAUGCCAUGUACGAGGCGAGGACCCUAGGCAUCGGCGCGGAGCUAGAAUGCCGACAGCUGUCCGUGACCCACGACCUGGUGACCGACCCGACGACAGGGUCCCGUGCCUGGCAGUACCAGCCGUUCCGCAAUGCCAGCCGGCAAUGCGUGGCCGGCAUGGACCCGCUCACCCGGAAUAACAAGGACGUGGCACUAUCCAUCCACUUCCUCUCCCCGAUUCCCGAAGACGACCGCGACCAGGACGAGUGCCAGACGACGACAACCGUGAUCGUCGGACGGUGGAAUUACACGGCCCACGCGCCGCCGACCGACUCGAACACGAUCGCGCUGCAGUGCGAGCCGCGCGUGCGCAUGAAAAAGUUCGAUCUGACCUUCGAUCAGAAGGGCCAGAUCCAGGACCACGAACCGGUCAACGACAGCGUCAUCACGGACGGGUCCAUGUUUGACAACGCCACCGUCAGCCUGGGCCAGUUCAACAAGGUGUUUGCGGCGAUCCCGCAGAGCUUCGUGGGAGAGGACCCGGACGCGCACGAGGGGUUCGUCUCGUCCUACGAUUGGGCCGGGUUUCUGGUGGCCCGGUUGUACAAGCAGCAGGAAUCGGCUCUGACGCCCCUGGUAGCCGAGGAUCUGACCCGCAUGUCACAGACGGUCUACCAAUGGGUCUACAGCACGUACUUCUCGCUCUGGCGCCGGAACUACCUGCAGCCGCUGGCCAACCCCCCGGUGGCGGACAACGCCACGGUGAUCUACAACACCUGGGCCAUGGUGCCGUCGGUGCCGUCGCUGGCGAUCGCGCUGUUGAUCAUCGCGCUGGACACGCUGGUCGUGCUGGUGGUGUUUGGCACGCGCCGGGGCCGGUUCCAGGGGCCGCGCAUCCCGCGGUCGAUCGGGGCGGUGAUCCCGUGGCUGGCCAACAGCCGCAUGCGUGAUGACCUGCGUGGCACCAACAGCUGGUCCAGCCAGCGGCGGCGGGAGUAUCUCAACGGGUUGGACAAGCGGUACGGGUUCCGAAUGUUCCUAGGCGAGGACGGGCGCUGGCGUUACGCCGUGGACGAGGAACCCAGUCCCGAGAAGCCCCCGGCCCAGCACGAAGAGGCCUCCGACGCCGGGAAAACAGGACCCCCCGUGGAACUCCGCGAGCUGGACGAGUUGGACGAGACGGGGCGACGCCUUUCAUGAUUUGACGAGAGAUGACACUUUGUAUUAUAGAGUUCGCAUUGGGAAAGGGGGUUUUUUGAAUGUAUUGUACAUAGAUCUUUGGGAACUGGCAGGAAAAUAGGACGGCGUGAAUGGAUUUGGAUCAACUAUCCAGCUUUAUUUCCUCCCCUCUUCACCAGUCACACAACACUAAACACUACCUACUGGCACUAAUUACACCCUUCCGCACUCGCUGGGCUAUCAUCACCGUCUACAGACGAC
Messenger RNA from Aspergillus steynii IBT 23096, 4268 nucleotides. RefSeq names its product DUF3433 domain-containing protein. The record is from RefSeq and is a predicted model, not a curated record. Lineage: Eukaryota; Fungi; Ascomycota; Eurotiomycetes; Eurotiales; Aspergillaceae. The transcript is spliced from 3 exons. The coding region runs from base 270 to 4028 and encodes 1252 amino acids.